Molecule: messenger RNA, 1905 nt
Organism: Stegodyphus dumicola
Lineage: Eukaryota; Metazoa; Arthropoda; Arachnida; Araneae; Eresidae
Product: natural resistance-associated macrophage protein 2-like
Biological process (GO): manganese ion transport; iron ion transmembrane transport
Cellular component (GO): plasma membrane; endosome membrane
Molecular function (GO): cadmium ion transmembrane transporter activity; iron ion transmembrane transporter activity; manganese ion transmembrane transporter activity
Source: RefSeq, a predicted model, not a curated record
UCUCUAAUACCUUUGAGCAUGUACCAGGUUUCACUUUCGUGUUUGAGAUAUAUGGAAUAUAUUUAAAGCAAAAUGGCUAAAUGAAAGAAGAGAUAGCUUGCGUGAAGUUUUAUAUCCAGAUGGUAGAAAACGCUGAUUCUCCUGAGCUUCUUGUAAAAGGAUACCAGAAGUGGCAUCAGAAUGGCAUCAAACCAAGGACACGAUAAAAGAAACUCAGGAACUGGAGAUGGUAAUCGUCUUCCCAACGCUGAAACGGGCGUUUCUCUGUUUUCAAAUUUAGUUUUGGAAGCUGAAAAAGGAGCUUCCAAUAUCCGCGAAAAUUGUUUAGAUGACAGAAUUGCAGUUCCUGAAGCCGAAAAUUACAACUUCAGUUUCAAGAAAUUAUGGAUGUUCAGUGGUCCUGGAUUUCUCAUGAGUAUCGCCUAUUUGGAUCCAGGCAAUAUCGAAGCUGAUCUCAAGGGAGGUACAUUGGCCAAAUACGCUCUAUUAUGGAUUUUCAUGUGGGCAACUAUUGUUGGGCUUUUCAUUCAGCGUUUGGCGGCAAGGCUGGGAGCCGUUACUGGACAGGACAUGGCCGAAACAUGUAGGAGAAGGUUUGCACCCCUUCCUCGUUAUAUCUUAUGGAUUAUGCUAGAGAUUACAAUCAUCGGAGCUGACAUGCAAGAAGUCAUCGGAACAGCUAUAGCUUUCUACCUACUCUCUGACAGACGGAUUCCUUUAUAUGGUGGAGCCCUAUUAACUAUAUUCGACACAUUCACAUUUUUAUUCUUGGAUAAAUACGGACUUCGAAAACUGGAAGCAUUCUUUGCUUUUCUGAUUGCUGUUAUGGCAAUUACUUUCGGUUAUGAGUAUGGGGUUGCUAAACCUGAUCAGAUCGAAGUCGUCAAAGGCCUUUUCAUACCCGGAUGUGCGGACUGCACCAGCCAAAUUUUGUUACAAGCUGUCGGUAUUGUGGGAGCCAUGAUCACACCCCACAAUCUUUAUUUACAUUCCUCUUUAGUUAAGAGCAGAAAUAUCAACAGGAAGAACAAAGAGGAAGUAAAGGAUGCUAACCGAUAUUAUUUCAUCGAAUCUGCCAUCGCACUUUUUGUGUCACUCAUCAUCAAUAUAUUCGUAGUGUCAGUUUUCGCACGAGGAUUGAGUGGAAAAACCAAUAGUGAAGUGCUGGAUUUGUGUAUAAAUGAAGGUUUGAAUGUAACAGACGUCUUCCAAAACAACAACGAGACCGUCGAAGGCGAUAUUUACAAAGGAGGAGUCUUCCUUGGUUGUCGGUAUGGACUGCCAUGCAUGUACAUAUGGGCUGUUGGUCUUCUGGCAGCUGGUCAAAGCUCUACUAUGACUGGAACAUACACAGGACAGUUCGUUAUGGAGGGUUUUCUUACACUGAAGUGGACUCGAUGGAAGCGAGUGUUGUUAACCAGAUCAAUAGCUAUUUUUCCAACUAUUUUGGUGGCCGUGUACAAGGAUGUCAAUCACGUGAGUGGUAUGAAUGACUUCCUUAACGCCCUAAUGUCGAUGCAACUGCCUUACGCGCUCAUGACAACUUACAUCUUCACGUCUUCAAAGAUAGUGAUGGGGGACUUCGUCAAUGAUAUGAAGAACAAAAUCUUCAUGGGCGUGUCUACGGCAUUCCUUAUUGGACUCAAUCUUUACUUCGUGAAUGACUUUGUCUCGUCCAACUUCGCUCAUAACUGGAUCGUUCGCUUGAGUUUAAGUAUUUUCCUCAUCUUUUAUCUAUUAUUACUGGUGUAUCUGGCUCUUUGUCUUUUCGUAGUACUGGGAAUAGGACGGCUAACAAGAUUACCAGUAAGUGUUUUAAAAUGUGCCUAAUAAAUAUUUUUUGUCUUGAGACUGAAUUAAACAUUAAUUACAAAAUUUAACUCUCACCACUGUGAUAUCGAAAGG